Molecule: messenger RNA, 998 nt
Organism: Fukomys damarensis (Damara mole-rat)
Lineage: Eukaryota; Metazoa; Chordata; Mammalia; Rodentia; Bathyergidae
Gene: Usp50
Product: ubiquitin specific peptidase 50
Exons: 5
Biological process (GO): protein K63-linked deubiquitination; protein K48-linked deubiquitination; endosome organization
Cellular component (GO): extrinsic component of endosome membrane; dendritic spine; midbody
Molecular function (GO): cysteine-type deubiquitinase activity
Source: RefSeq, a predicted model, not a curated record
ACCCGGACCUCAGCCUCCUCCGUCCCUCGCUGGCCCAGGGACUGCAGCGAGGUGGCCACCGCCUUCGCCUACCUGCUGACCGACCUGUGGCUGGAGGAUGCCGACUGCGUGUCCCCCGAACAGUUCCGGGCCGCGUUCGGCCGCCUGCACCCCGCCUUCACGAGCAGGGCGCCGCAGGAUGCGCAGGAGUUCCUCAUCUACGCGCUCGACGCGCUGCACCAGGCGCUGAGGAAGUACCAUCGAAGAAGGUCACAUGAGAAAAAACCUACCCCAAGGUGUCACAGGAAGGCGACUGCCGGUGAGACGUCCAUCAUCACCUGGCUCUUUGAAGGGGAGCUCAGCUACAGCAUCGUGUGUUUGAAGUGUGAGAACUGCACCUACAAGAAUGAAGUCUUCACCGUCCUCUCCCUCCCCAUCCCAUCCGAGUAUGAGUGCACUCUUCAGGACUGUCUCCAGUGCUUUUUCCAACAAGACACACUGACCUGCAACAACCAAAUCCAUUGCUCCCUUUGUGAAGCCAAGCAGGAAACAGCUGUGAGGGCCAGUAUUUCCAAAGCACCAAAAAUAAUUAUUUUUCACUUAAAAAGGUUUGACGUCCAGGGCCAGAUGAAGAGGAAGCUGAGGACCGACAUUCACUACCCGCUGACCAACCUGGACCUCACGCCGUCCAUCUGCACCACCUUGCGGAAGCACCCGAAAUACAGCCUCUGGGCGGUGGUGAACCACUUUGGCGACCUGGAUGGCGGCCACUACACUGCUUUCUGCAGGAACUCAGCCACCCAGGCCUGGUACAGCUAUGACGACACGCAGGUCAGUGAGAUUGCAGACACUUCGGUUCAAACCACUACAGCCUAUCUGCUGUUCUACAGCUGUGAGCCCUUCUCUAAACCUGUACAGAAAUGCAAGAGCCAGGAAAAGGCUCCUUCCGGAAAAGUGCAAAACAAUUGAUCAGAAAGUGGUGGUGAGGCUUUGCUCCAUCAUUAAACUCUUCCAACUUA